Molecule: messenger RNA, 1231 nt
Organism: Lactuca virosa
Lineage: Eukaryota; Viridiplantae; Streptophyta; Magnoliopsida; Asterales; Asteraceae
Source: the annotation of a GenBank genome assembly
AUCUUGAGCAAAAUCACCGAAAAUGGCUUCUCUCUAUAUCCCUCUGUCAAAACCACAACUCCUAAAAUACUACUUCCAUAGAAUCUCCAAACCCCUCCAUCGUUUCUAUUCAUCUGCUGCAGAUAAACCCCCAUAUGAAGAAACCCCAGACCCGAAAACGUACAUUGCAACCUGUGGAUCACAAGCCGGGGCAAUCGAAAAUGGAAAAUUACGAAUCCCAGGUGAGCACAAUCCCAACCCAGACAAGGUUAGGGAUGCAAUUUGCAUAAUGAUGGAAGAUGACGAAUGGUCGACCCGUUUACAGACCUCGAUUCGGAAUCUAGUUCCCCUGCUUGAUCAUAAUCUCGUUUCCAGUGUGCUGAAUCGGUACCCUAAUCGUGCUUUGGAAUUUUUCCAGUGGGUGGAGGGAUCUGGGUUUAAGCACGACAGAGAAACACAUUACAAAAUGAUUGAGAUUUUGUGUAUAGAUCAUAGGCUUGAGGACGCUAAGCGGAUUCUGCUGGGUAUGUCUAAAAAGGGCAUUGAUUAUGAUGAAGAUCUGUUUGUUCUUCUAAUUCAUGGUUACUCAAAAGUUAAUCGAAAAUGGGACAUCGUAAAGAAUUGUGUGAAAAUAUUCUCGAAAAUGGAAGAAUUGGGUGUGCCCAGGACGAUCAAGUCGUAUAAUUCUAUGUUACAGGUGAUCAUAAGUGAAAAGAAGUUCACCAUGGCUGAGAAGUUUUUCGAUAAAAUGUUGUCUGAAGGUGUAGUUCCAUCUAAACACACUUACACACUCGUGAUUUCGGGUUUCUGUCGUUCAUCAAGAAUGGAGACUGCAAAUCGUUUCUUCGAAGAUAUGAAAAGUCAAAAUUAUUUGCCUGAUAUUGCUGUUUAUAACACGAUGAUUAAUGGGUAUGUUCAGGCGAAGAAAAUGGAAGAGGUAGAGAGUCUCUUAAUGGAGAUGAAGGAACGAAAGAUGGAGCCCUCAUUGGUUACUUAUAAUUCAGUGAUCAACGGGUAUGCUAAAGUUAGGAAAAUGGAGGAUUCAGAGAAGCUUUUGAAGGAGAUGAAGGCACGAAAUGUUGAACCUAACUUGAGUACUUAUAACACGAUGAUUAAUGGGUACACUGUAGUUGGAAAAAUGGAGGAUGCACAGAAGCUUGUUGUGGAGAUGACUGGAAGAAACAUCGAGCCGGAUCUGCUUACUUAUGUCACCAUGAUUAAAGGGAGGUUGAAGAUCAUGUCCAGAAUCUAG